UACAUUAACUUGAAUUAUUUAGAUGUACGCAUUCGCGAACUAAAUGUCAAAAAAAAAAUAAAAAUAAAAAAAAAAAUAAAAAAAAAUAAAAUAAUAAAUAUAGAACAAUCUUACAAUCAAUAAAAAGGGAAUUUAGAAUACGAUGAACUGGAAAAGUUAAAGACCAUAGCUUAACGCUUUAUCGACUAGAAAAAGAGCAAGCAACAACGCACUGGUCUGAGGUGWGUUAGCAAACAUGAUGACAUUCAGCGUUACCAUAGAGAAACAGGCAGUAAACAUUCACUGAUGUGAUUGCUAUGGUUUCUCGCACGUCAAUCACUCACCAUCAAGGUUUUUUCGUUAAGUUUUUUGUCCAAACUUUCUAGAGCCUUUUGAUAGUGAAAUUCAAAGAAUAUGAAAUUAAAAUAAUAAACAAUCAUUUUGGAAAAGAAAUUUAAUAAUUUGGAAUUGAGCAAUCCGGAUCAAGUUUUACCAGUAGCUUUCGGAGAAAUGUCCGCAUUUUCCCAGUGCAUGUUUCAAGAAAUCAUAUAUUUAUUAAAAUCCCAAACCCUUCGGCCGAUAUAAUCGUAUAGGUCUAAGUUUUGCGUGUUAGGCGGAGGGUUUAUUGAACAAGUAGAUUUCAUUGUUGAUAUUAUAUACAAAGUACCUGACCGCUGAAAUCAAAACAUAAGAUAAUCUAAGGGCAAAGAAUCGAUUUAUAUGAAAAGUAUACAAUCAAUAGAGGCUAUUGCGAAAAAAAUCUUUGACACURUAGCCGGAAAAGUAGAAAUUAGCAUUUUCAGUAAAACUUUAAGAAACUUUUUUCGCUGUUUUGAGUGUUUUCACGAAUUUAAAACAAAAGUAGAAACAUAAUAAUAUUUUAAGCAUCAGCAGUACGUUUUUAAACAUAUUUUCUGAACAAAAAUUACUUCGGAAACGCGUUAAAAAAGCGUUUUUAGAGAUAAGAAUUUAUUCCAUUUCAAAAGUUCCACAAGAUCCGAAUUUWAUCCAAAGGUAUUUAACCUUCAAUACUCUUACAACAAUUGCAGCAAUUGAAAGCGACAGUAAGAAAAAGAAAAGAAAAGAAUAAAAGUGCUUACUCACCCUUACUUUCCUAUCCUGUGCAGUAGCGUUACCAAAGCCAAACUUGACUCUAAACUGUUGUCCUUGUGUUCAAAGGAAUUCAAUGACACUAAUGGAAAAACAGCACAAUAUUUGUGUUAAGUGUAAACAUUAACGUUGGUUAAGUAAACUGCACCAUUCGCAUUUGUCAAGAAAAACAGUUGAAAGUGUAUUGGGAACAGAUCGAGUGCACCAACAUUGAUGAUGCCCUCGAAGAGUGAGCUAAAUCUAAGCCAUGUGGGAUAAUUGGCAAAAACAUUAACGAGCAUGCGUAAAUGAAAAAUGCRAAAAAUAUUUUUGACGGGAAGAAACGUCAAUGCUUAAGUGACGUCAAAAAUGAAUUUGAAUCACGUGAUCUAUCAAAACGUCAACUUAGGAACAACUUUUGACUUUGAGGCCUUCAGUAAAAGCACUCUAAAUUUACAAUCUAGAAAUGUUAAUAGAUCUAGUAAACUUAUCAAGCUGUAAAGUCCAGCAAAAAUGACAGCUGUGUCCGUUUAGGAGCCGUUAUGGAAAGAACUGAUAAAAUUCACAUACUUCCAUGUAAUGAACUUCACUACAAAAAUAUCUAUCAUCACAGUGUCCAGAAUACCACAAUAAUAAAAAACUUGAAUACAUAAUAUUAUUUACUGUGAAAUAGAAUGAGAUUUAUAAUAAUGACGAAGAAACAGAAACUUUUUAUAAAUGUUGCUGUUUUACAGAACGCAAAUCAUUGACUUGCUACUGCAGCAUGUGUGGAMAGGACAAAAACUUCUGCCAAACAAAUGGGUCAUGCUUCAUUCAGUCUCKUCUCACUAAGAAAGGAAURAUAACUCUCCAACGUACCUGUUUACAGCCAGGACAWAAAAACAGCUUCAUUUGUCAGUACAGCAAAGAYUAUCCAUAYGCYAAAUGCUGUCAGGAAGACUUCUGUAAUAAAGAUGUUGUUAGGACCAUUACAACUACUGGUGCACCCUCAACCAGAACAGCACAGUAUCAUGUAGAAACUAUUUUCACUGAAGACAAGGCCAUCAUUAGUACUUCAGCUACCAGAAAAGAAACAUCAGCAAUUAUCGAGACUGCAACAAAGCCUAACAAAAUAAAAUUCCCAGAAAACACCUCUACUACAAGAGUAUCAAUGAAUGCUAAGGUCUUGGCAAUUCUUGGAAUCUUUAUUUUUCUAUUGUAAACCUCUAUUAUGCCACUGACCCUAACAUUGCAGGCA
Messenger RNA from Exaiptasia diaphana, 2305 nucleotides. RefSeq lists its product as uncharacterized. The transcript is spliced from 4 exons. The record is from RefSeq and is a predicted model, not a curated record. The coding region runs from base 1832 to 2269 and encodes 145 amino acids. NCBI's taxonomy places the organism in Eukaryota, Metazoa, Cnidaria, Anthozoa, Actiniaria, Aiptasiidae. Gene Ontology annotation, cellular component: membrane. Gene Ontology annotation, molecular function: transmembrane receptor protein serine/threonine kinase activity.